GGUUGGGAGAAAACGGGGAGCAGUUUCCAUAGCAACCUGUUGUACUAUGGGUGUAGCGAAGCUUGGAAGAAUCCGAACUCUGCCCGUGAUCUGCGUGUUUGUCUGAUGGUUCGUGUCCUGAAAAAUGGUAAUAUUAAUUUACACAUCUGAGAAAUCAUGAAAUCGGUGUCACUUGCAGCCAUUUUUUGGUGUAUCCUAAUACCAUCAUUUGAGACCAGCAAGCAAUUUGUGCCUAAUGGCUGCUACUGUGUCUGCCCACCAUAUCAGAAUUUAAGUGAAAUCAUGUUCUGGAAAAAACUAGUUCAGGAUGACUGUAAUUGCCUGUAUACAGUGGACCCAAUGCCAGUGCCAAGACAUGAAGUUGAGGAGUAUUGCCUGCUGUGCGAUUGCAAGUUUGUGGAAAGAAAUAAAACCACCACUAAGAUCAUCCUCAUCAUUUUCCUCUCAGUGUUUGGAGCUAUUUUACUCUACACAGUCUUUUCAAUGGUAGUUAAGCACUUCAUCGAUAAACCUGAUGCCUACACCAAGCCCCUGCACAAUAAAGAAGAGUCAGAGGAUUCCCACGCUUGAUCUCUUCCUCAAGCUACCUAAGAGAAUAUGCUGCAUUUGAAGCAAGCUACUUGUUGCACAUUCCAUUGAUGAGGACUGCCAUUUGCUUUAUUUGUUGCUUCCAGGAAAAUAAUAACUGUAGGAUAACUAUUUGACUUCAAAAGUGAGAAACAAUUACAACUUAGUUUCAGUUCUAUAAUCUGCCAAGCGUUGGUCUGGUUUGGUGAUAAAAAUGUAGCAUGCAUUUAUUCAUUGCUUACAAACCUGAAGCUUAGCUUUUAGCUCGAGCAGGAUGUAUUAUUAAUGGAAUAAAAACAGCAACAUCCUUUUCAUUCCAUUGACUGCCAAUAUAUGAUAUUUAACUCUUGCAAAAUAUUUGCAGAGAAAUGUCUUGGAUUCUGUCUUUAAAGCACUGAUUUGAAAAGUUGGCACCAAAGACAAAAAUGUAAUAAGGGAAAUUAAUUUAGCAAAAAAGGAGUUACUGCAUUGGGCUCAUAAAUUACAGAUUCUGCCUUCAAGGAUUUUUUUUUCAGGAUAGUUAACUUUACACCAAAGAAAUAUGGACAAUUUUUUUUAGCACUGUCAUAGUUAACCCAUCAAAAGAAUGACUCUGGAUGACCUCCAUGCUUCCCAAUCUCCUUAAGGGACCAAAGCCAAGAGGCUUGUGAGUGUCUCUUCUACAUGCAGAUUUUUAAACAGUCAAGUGGUUAUACAGAAUACAGAUUCUUGUACUUUUUGCUGGAUUCACUGGAUUAUUUAGUGCAAAGGAAAUUGCCCUUCUACAUGUGGCAGUCUAUCCCAUUAUGCAAAACUGAAUUCCACUAUCAAAGGACAUUUAGAGAAAUAUAGCCUUACAUUUUAUUAUUGUCCCAAGAAGUGCCAUGCAACAUGCAUCUUUUAAAAUAAAAUUUAAGUUGGCUUAAUAGAAAAUUUCCUGCAUGAUACUGGAUAUUCCCCUUGGCUAACAUGACUACAAUUACUUAUUUUAUUCUAAUUUUACAAUACAUCUUGCCCAGAUGUAGGGACCUAUAGCAAUUAGGUCUAGGUCAACAAUUAAGGGAAAGUAGCAUUAACAGUAUGUAACUGUGAAAUGUAAUGUUUUAAUGAUCUCUCAGUACCUACUAUCAAAAGAUCUUGACAGUAUUUUUUCAGCAUGCUUAAAUAUUCCAGUAUUAAGCAAACUACUUUAUCUCUCUUGAAGUAUCUCUUGAAGAUUGUAUCAGUCUUUGUUGCUAUGCAGCAUCUUUUCAUUAAACCCAGAAUGUUAGUAUAACCUUGAUGUCAGGCAUAAUUCAAUACUUUUUGUUCAGAAGGAGAUAUCAUGCAAAGGUUUGGAGAAUAUAUAGAAAUGGGGGGGGGGGGAAUCGUAAAAUAUAUGUUAAGCAUACCAUAUCUGGACUGUAAAAAUCCAAAUGAUCACUUAUGGGCAGAUGACCACUUAUGGGUAUCCAUAUGGUCCAGCCAUGUCUAAAAUACAGUAUGCACAUUGUAUCAUCAGCUGGUUACUAAGUAUGCAUCUGCAAAAAAUGUUAUGCAUUAUUUACAUGGAAGUAUCUGCUGAGGCAUUUGAUUUUAUGUACUGAAAAUAUUUACAAGCUAUUUUUUAAAAUUCAAAUAUUCAGUGAUGUACAAAAAAGAAGUAAUAGAAAAAAACUUUCUAAGAUGUCAACAA
Messenger RNA from Notechis scutatus (mainland tiger snake), 2221 nucleotides. RefSeq names its product proton-transporting V-type ATPase complex assembly regulator TMEM9-like. NCBI's taxonomy places the organism in Eukaryota, Metazoa, Chordata, Lepidosauria, Squamata, Elapidae. Gene Ontology annotation, cellular component: lysosomal membrane. The record is from RefSeq and is a predicted model, not a curated record.